Messenger RNA from Pipra filicauda (Wire-tailed manakin), 2294 nucleotides. Its product is annotated as rac GTPase-activating protein 1. The coding region runs from base 141 to 2060 and encodes 639 amino acids. Gene Ontology annotation, biological process: signal transduction. NCBI's taxonomy places the organism in Eukaryota, Metazoa, Chordata, Aves, Passeriformes, Pipridae. The record is from RefSeq and is a predicted model, not a curated record. The transcript has 16 exons.
GCCCCCUGAGCCUGCGCCGUCCCGGGGGCGCACGGCCCAUCCCAGUGGUCGGAGGAGAGCGUGGUACAGAAGCUGCGGGUGGAUCCGGGGGAAGGGGUGCUGUGCUGCCUGACUGCGGGGUUCCUGUCCCGGGCGUCGGGAUGCUGCGGCAGCGCUGCGGGCGGCUCCUGGCCCGGCUGGAGCAGGGGCUGCAGCUGCUGGAGCUCGGCGGCAGCGUGGAGGAAGACUACAUCCGGAUCGUUCGGUGCUUCGAGGCAACACGCCAGAGAUGCUGCCGGCUGGAGCAGGACGGGCGUCGUGCCCGCGAGAAGCUGGCCCGUGUGGAGGCCGAGCGGGCAGCGCUGGAGGUGAAGCUCAAGCAUGCCCGAAACCAGGUAGAGGUGGAGAUGAAGAAGCGGCACCGGGCAGAGGCUGAGCUGGAGAAGCAGGAGCGCAAACUUCAGCUGGUCUUUGAGUCUCUGAUGCGGGAGCCAUGGGGCAAUGAAAUGCUGAGCAGGAACCAGUGCUCUGUUCUCAGCGCCCUGGCCGGCCGGCGCCUCGGGGCGACCCUGGCACCGGGCAGGAGGUCAUCUGCAGUGGACGAGUCGUGCCAGUCCCUCUUGUCCCACUCAGAUAUCAGCUAUGACCGCACCGAGGAUGAUGUGGAUGUUGAUAUGACGGUGGUGCGGACCCUGAAGCGCAAAGCCCCGGAGAGGCAGCAUGUGUCCCUGGCCCCUCAGAUUGGCCCUGUUGUGAUGGCAAAGAGGCACCGUUCUUCUGUGAUACCCCAUAAUGCUGCAAGUGUCCCCUCUAUGCCCCCUCCUGCUGAGGUCCCAGGCCCUGCUGGAAGCCUCCUGCCCACUGCUUUGGUCCCACGCCGCCGAUCUUGCCGGGGACACCGUGUAUCCAUGCGUGCAGGUCUCCCUCCACUACCUCCUCCCUCUGAAGAGCUGACCACGGCGUGCAGCACCAGUGAAGCUCAUGGCUGCCGUGCCCCGGGGCAGGAGAGCCACACUGAGGGUAGCUCAGUGGGGCAGCCAGCACCAGCCCCCUUCCCCUCACCUCCACAGAGCCUCCCAACAGUCCAGCACCAGUUCACAUCCAAAACGGUGAUCCGCCCUGAGCCGUGUGGUGUCUGUGGCUCCCGCAUCCGCUUUGGGAAGACUGCCAUCAAGUGCUGUCAGUGCCAGCUGCUGCUGCACACCAAGUGUCGGGAGCAGUGCCCCAACCCUUGUGCACCCCGGCCUCGCCACCCCACCUGGCCCCGUGAGGGUGUGUUGGCUGACUUCGCCCCCUCCAUGAGGCCCCUGGUGCCCUUGCUGGUGGUUCAGUGUGUGACCGAGGUGGAGACUCGAGGCUUGACAGAGACAGGGCUGUACCGGGUGCCGGGUGCAGAGCAGCUGGUGCGGGAGUGGAAGAGGAGGCUGCUGCGGGCUGGGGGUGCGCUGCCCGCCCUCAGCAGUGUGACUGACAUCCACGUGGUGUGUGGUGUGCUCAAGGACUUUCUGCGGGGCCUCAAGGAACCACUGGUUACCUUCAGCCUCCACCCUGCCUUCCUGAGUGCUGCUGACAUCCUGGAUGAUGCUGCCUGUGACACAGCCCUGCGGCACGUGGUGAGCAAGCUGCCCCCAGCCAACAGGGACACCCUGGCCUUUCUCAUGCUGCACCUGCUCAAGGUAUCGCGCAGCCCCGACUGCAAGAUGGACGUGCUCAACCUGUCCCGUGUGUUUGGUCCUACGCUGGUAGGACACAGCUCAGCCAACCCCACACCACUUGCCAUCAUGGAGGACACACCGCGGCAGUGCAAGGUGGUGGCUCGUCUCCUCUCGCUGCCACCUGACUUCUGGAGAGGCUUUGUGGGGACAGAGCAGGAGAACCUUGUGCCGAUGCCAGCCCCAGGGGGUGAACGUGAGCUGUUCUUCCACCCCAUUGUCUCUCUGGAACCCAAGCCAGGCCAGCUGAGCCCAGCUGGUACCUGCUGCCUCCCCAGCACCCUGCGGAGCUGCGUGGGCACGGCCACCCAGCCCCCGCAGGGGCCGGCCCCGAGGAAGGUGGGCCGGUUCUUCCCUUCUCCAGUGUAGCCUGCACCAGUGGCUCCCUGGGGACAUGGAGCUGGCACUGGAGGAGGAGCAAAGCCUGCAGCAGCAGGCUGCCUGUGGGGUGGCAGUGCUGAGCUCGAAGCUCUGCUCUGCUUCCCUGGGGUGCUUCCCUCGGGGCUGGGGAGCAGAGCUGGCUCUGCCCAGCCAUGGUGGCAGGGAUGCUACCCCAGUGCUGUACUUUGUCAGGUUUCUAUUAAAUGUUUGCAGCAAAACACA